Messenger RNA from Varroa destructor (honeybee mite), 8950 nucleotides. RefSeq lists its product as uncharacterized. Lineage: Eukaryota; Metazoa; Arthropoda; Arachnida; Mesostigmata; Varroidae. The record is from RefSeq and is a predicted model, not a curated record. Gene Ontology annotation, biological process: regulation of transcription by RNA polymerase II. Gene Ontology annotation, molecular function: sequence-specific DNA binding; DNA-binding transcription factor activity, RNA polymerase II-specific. Gene Ontology annotation, cellular component: nucleus.
UACAUCACAAGGCGCUGAUUUUAAAAAAUGUUUUUAGUCUCAGCUAUUAUGUCUGGUUUGUUGUCUCGAUGGUGGAAUUGCGCAUAGUUAAUUCCAAAUUGGGACAAGAAUAUGAUAAACGUUGCUUGUGAUAAUUGAUUUUGAUCACUCUGUGGCGACAACUUUUACUUGAGACUGCUCAUGCAAGCCUAGUUGACACGUACAAGCUCUCAUAUAUAAAAGCUUCCAUACUUUAUAAAGCCAUGUUAAAAUGGAUGCCUGAUCGUCUCCUUCGCUACUGCAUAAUUCAUUUAAAGGUAGGUAGCACGGUGGCGUAGGCACACGCUAGUAAGAAACUAUUACAAAAGACGGAAUCCACUUUCAUUCAGUAUUGGAUAUACUGCAUUUGCUGUUUUCUUUUCGUAUUUUUGAGAGUGUCUUUGAUUAUAUUAAUGUGGUCGUGGGUGGAUAUGAGUUAGCUAUCACGCUUUUCUAGAUUUAUUAAAGCGUUGGAUCCGAUUCGGAAAAAUGAUGUUUUACAUUAUCCUAGGAAGGUAUGGAAAAUUCACUGCUUGGCAUGUGUCGCAUUGCAUUGGUACUCUUUCAUGAGCUAUCACAUAGCAGACGAAAAAAGAAAUCGGCAUAUGUGUUGAUUCACAUGGAUCGUUUCCUUCGAUAAGGUCAUAGGAAUAUAUUUGUCUAAAUGCCCCCUUUUUGGUGUCAAUGAAAACAACUAAGAUGUGUCAAAAAUGUUUGUUGGAAAAGUUGAAGUAAAUAUCUCAGUUCAUCGUCCUGCACGUUAAGGUCUUUUAGAACUAAUUAAUAAUCAUAUAUUACCAUAUAUAAAGUCCGCGGGAAAUACUUUUAUGUCCAAGGAGAAAGCAUGGUUUGCAGUAUUAUAUCGCUUAUGGCCAAAUAGUUCUUACAAACUGCACACCUGCCGAUGUUAGUUUAUUUGAAAGAAGGGGUUGGACCUUGGAUUGUGCGAGGCUGACUGGCUAAUCUGGUGAGAUCGACAGACGACCACCACCAUAACGAUGCGGCUAUUCACUGGAGCUGCUGCUUUUCGGGCGUGAUACCAACAGCAGCUGAAGCUUGAAGCCGAAAGUUGUGACAGCGGCCCUAAAACAAGCCAUUGCUUCGGGUGUCGAUUUGAACCCCACAUGAACAAACGACCGAGUGAUCCGGCAAGCUAGUGAAAGAAUGAUGCUCGUUUUUGUUCUGGCUUAGCCUACGUACAACCGCAUUGAAAUGCACGUAGCAGUAGUGCUAUCUAUUAUCAUGGUACUACUACUACUACUGAUGAUAAUAAUAAUGAACUUGAUUGCACAAUCAGUCGUGUAUUGAAUGCUGGCUGUUACAUUACGUUCAUGGAAGUUUUUAUUUUCUACGACGCGCUGUAAGUAUCGUGAAUAAAUAAAAAAAAAAAAGCGGGUCGCUUAUGAUGGAUAUUUUCGCGUGCAAAACGUCGCCGCCUGUCUGACGUUUACAUAGUUAAGAAAAGGAUAGAGAUAUUAAACUUACGAAAUGCUAUUGCAGAUGGUGACUUUAGAUAAUGGUGUUAAAAUAUUAAGAAGGUUUCUAUUUUAAAUUAUGGGCGUAAGCAUUUCUUUUAAUUGUGCUUGAUGCAAAGAGCGAGUCUGUAUUUAUGUGUAAUGAUUGACCCACAAUAUUACAUGCUUCCAUCGAGCGAGCAUCUUUUUCUAUCGCGACGAUAGUUUUACAUGUUUCUUUUUUUUUUUUUCUUUAACAUUGUAAUCGACACUCUUUCUGCUUUAAGUAUCAGAAGUGUUUCUCGCAAAAAGGUCCACAUCAAUAUAUCGUAAGAUAAAAUAUAAUUGAUCAACUCUUUGAAAAGAAAAAUAAAUAAUGGAAUCAACUAGUUUAUUUCGUGCUAGAAAUGCUAAUGGAUAUCCACACUUACGUAGGCAGACUUUUAUGUUUAUAUUAUUAGACUUUAUUAUAGGCUUACUUUUGUGGCUUCUGCGAUAACAGCAUGCACGUCGGGAGGGCCCCAUGGUUGCCUACAAUUACUUUACUUUUAACCCGCUUUCGGAAUAUGUAUAUUGCGAAUUUUCCUGAACAUUCCCCCAAGCCAUAGUCAACUUAUGACUCAAAAUUAAAAUUAGUUAUCUUAGCGAAUGCAAUUAAAACAGGAAAAGCGUUUAGGGCGUAGAAAAUAUCGCCAAAUGCCAAUGCAGACCCUUACUAAUAACAUGUUUGCAAUAUAAUUCAAACAUUACACACACACACACAUGUAUAUAUAUAUAUAUAUAUAUGGCCCAAGCGUUUCUGGACUGUGGGAAAGUCUUCGCUUCGCAUCUGUCAAGGUAACAGGAAAUACACAAAUUACUGAAACGGAGAGGGGAUUUAAACUGUGCACUCCAGUAUCAUUCGCACACUAUUAUAGUACCAUUUUAUAAGCAUAUCACAGGGUAUUUGCAUAUUUGUAAAGAAAACCAGUUUGAUGAACCAUUGUAGCUCCUCUAUGUUUUCACGCUAGAUGAAUUAGGAUGUCUUGAAUGUAUUGAAUAGUCAUAUCCGCUCUUCACCGUGUGCGUAUAUCCUGCUAUUUCAACAAUAAAUAUAAAGCUUCUCCGACUGCAGAAAGACUUUCGAGCCACCACGUGCGUGUAUAUAUGUACCAUUAAGAGUGAAAUGUCCUUUUUGAUUAGAUUACUCCACCAAUCACUAAUUUUUUCAUCGUUCUUUUUUUCAUUUUUCCUAUCACUAACUUCUGUUCUUAACCAUUGAAUAAACGGAGCUAGUUUCCAAUUUGUAGGGAAUCAGUAGAAUUUAUCACUUUCGUAUCAGUCUUUUCUCAAGUUUAACAGAGAGAAUUAUAACAUGCGGGCGGUUACAGGGUCAGAAAUAGCCGACGUUAUUUUUGAGAAUGUUCCUUCUGCAGGCAUAACUAUGAAGCCAUCGAAGUCUCUAUUGCUGUUGCUGCUACUGCUUGUGCUCUCGACUACAUCCUUACGUGGAAGUUAAUGAAAUCGGCGUCUCGAUUGGCCGAUGGGUGGCGGGUCGGGUUGGUUCCAGUGCGGCCCGUGUGCAUUUCCUACUGCUCUCUGAACUGCUGCUGCCAGGCCAGUGGUGACGGCCGUAGUGCCGAUGAACGUGGAGGCAGUCGAGCGUGACUGUCGCCAGCCUGACACGGACAGUUGCUUUAGACGCUUGCGCUGUAGGCGUUUGCCUACGACAUCCGCGGUGUAGGAUACCCGAUGUUGCUGUGGACGGCUUGAGCUUUUUUUUAACAAGUCUAUGGUUCCUAGGUACUUGUUUAAUAACCUAGUCCAUCCAUAGACCCAGAGUCGGCCAACAGUUUCGAUAAAUCGAAUUGCUAUGUUGGUAGCGACUCUAUCGUAAAAAUAAUUAUUCAGAUUUGGGUCCAGCUGUAAGUACUUUAUCUUGCUUGUCGAUGUUCCGUAACGAUUGCACAAUAUCACCUUAGUCUUAGUCGAUAUUGAAAGGGAAACAUAAGCAUCACUGUUUGCUUCCGGACAACCUGUGACCUAUUCCAUUUGUAGAAAUUCUGCUGCACGUUAUAGUACGCUAGAGAAUGAUAUCGUGGGUGUGCUAGCAGGCGCUUCGAAAACGUUAAGCACUAUAGUUAUGGAUUUUUAAAUAGCUUUUUCGUAGCAACUGUAUUAUUGAUAGCGCUAUAUUCAUUUCGAAGACACUUGGAACGCCGUGCGUUUGAGCACUAGAGUGAGUUUCCGCACUGGACUCGUCAGACAGUUCGAAAAUUCCUAGCCUGUUGUAGCAAAUUCCUAGCUUUUGGAGCCCAUAGGGGGUGAGCACAAUUAAUGAACUUUUCAGCUUUUCUCGAAUUGUGUCAGCGCUAACGAUUGGAAAAGGCUGAACCGCUCUAUAAAUCGGUAGAAAAAAUGUGAGGACGUUACUUGCGGUAUCGAAAGCUGCUUCGUUACCUGUCAACCAGCGAAAAAUAUGCUGCAUCGUAAAAAUUCUAUCAUUCUCGUCUAUUUUGUGGGCCUAAGACCUGUGCAAUGGCUAGUUCGAACGGAUUAGUAAGCCAUCUCACCAGCAUGUCUAAGCAAUUCAACGCAUGGGCUGGUCUGUGUGUAACAAUAUUACGUGGUUCGAGAUGCGUCUUCUAAUUCUCGGCAACAUAAACAGCCGCAUCAAGAUGUGCUUUUUAAUGUAAAUUACAGUAUAUUAGCGCUGAUUAUCCGCAGUGAAAUUUCGACCAAUCAAUAACCUGCGUUUUACCUGCUUGUAUUCUCAGACUUUUAGCUAUUGACUGUGUAUGGUAAUGAUUUGUUUAACACAAAGCUUUGGGUUUUAACGACAUAUUGGUACCCAGCGAUGGCAAACCGGUUAUCUGUCGCUUCACGCGUGUGACUUUGCGGCCGAAAUCUUAAAUAUGCGUCCAUUACGCAGGAGUGUACACGCGUGAAAUACACAUGGGAAAAUAACUAAGACUGACAUUCUUUGACAUUAACAUACAAACUUUAGUUCAGUUAUCUUGAGCAAUAGCGGAAAAUAUGGAUAAACUUAAAGACGUGCCGGUUUGCCAAUGUUUACGGCACUGCAGACGCCACUGCUGCUAUGUGCAGUAUAUUUUAUUUGUAGCCAGUAAUUUUUGAACAGCGGGACGGUUGGGCACAGCCGAUCACUGCGAAAAGUGCAUUUGUCAACUGGCGCUCUUCGUCAGGUGUUGCCGUUGUGUGCCACAUCGAUUCAAGCAGAACUAAAACGUUUUCUUUUUAGCUAUGAUAGCGUUCAGUGUUUUUAGUCUAAUGUAAAUUAGUUAAGCUCUGCCCAGCAACAUUGACAACCAAACUUUGUAGGGUUGCUAGUUAGGGCCUGCAAUUCUGAACCUCACGAGAACUUUCUCAGCUUUCACACAUGGAAACGAGUCUCCUAAGCGUAUGCUUUUCGUUGGAUAAAGCUCGUUCACCAAAAAUAACCACAAAGGCCGUUUUCAAUACUGGAAAUACAUGAAAAACAUACGAACUUUGCUCGCUUUUGAAUAAUAUGUGCCUACCUUAUCAGUACUCAGCUCAUGGGCUUAGUGUGCUGGAGGCAUAUGUCCUAUUGCGAAAGUAGAACCAGUGGCCCUUGGUUUUUAAAUCGGAAAUUCAACGGUUCCACAUUCAAUAUGUUGAAAAGAAGUAGUGAAUCUACCGCAAUGAGAAUAAAAAAUUCUAUUGAUACAUAGCGGAGGCACGGUUAAAAAAAUAGUAUGUGCCUACAGUUAAUUCUGGUCCUCCUGCUUUGCUGAAUCCGGUUGAUUUUGCAGCAUAUGGGAAGAAUGAGAUCCACUUUUUUAAAGAACAUAUUCAACUAAAUUCCAGAAAUUGAAGUGCGGCGAAAUACCUCCAUGAAGGUCUAUAAACCUAUAUAAGCAUAAGACAAAAGUAGUUCAAAGGAUCACCAAAGAUUGAUAUAUUGAAACCAAGAAGCAGGUCGGUUAUGGAGCACAUGGUAUAACUACAUAACGCAGCAGAGAACGAAGUGGUAUUAUUCGAAAAAAGAGCCUAGUGAAAAAUUACUUAGUCGACUGAUAAUGGCAUAAGAUCUAUUACCUAUCAUAAUAUCUAUGAAAAAAUGAAAUUAGACAGAACACAUGGUUAAAUUUAGGUAAAAUAUUUGAAAGACUUUGAGCGGAAUUCAAAGCUAACUGUAACUAAAGUAUGGCUAAAGUAUGUGAUACAUAUUGAAAAAUAAGCACCUUAAUAUUGGCAAUAAUUGAUAAUAAGCUACUGCGUUGGUAAGAAGGGGCUAUAUUUAUUUUUGCCAUUUCGAUGACGACUGGUAAGAUAAAUAAAUUACGACGACGACGACGACGACGACGAGGACGACGACGAUGAUGAUUCAGACGGUAUUUGUUUUAAGUUCGUUUUCAAUGAUCAAAAAUGGUGAAAUCGCGUACUUAUGAAUACGGUCACUAUGUCGACAUCCUUUAUUCGGUUAUUAACCAAAAAUGUUUGAGAGCGGUAAUCGUAGAUGCUUUGAGAUUCACUGAAGUACACCUUUAACGUUUCGUGGUUUCAUAAAACCAUCAAAUUGACGUAGCCGCUAGUUAACUUACUUAAUUUAAACGAAUCUAAAGUUAUGAUAUACUCUGGUACGCAGAUUGCACAAAAGUUAUCCAUAGUUAUUGCGGCCUCCUCAGGACUACUCCACUGCUGAAAUAAAGUUUUACUUUCUAUGGACCUCCUGGUUCAUUACCAACAGUGUCUGCGCAGAGGAUUAUUAUAUUGUUUUUGUGUUUAUUAUUAACUUCCAUUAUCAGAAUUGAGCAAGUGAUGUUAAUAUAUUACGUUUUAAAUUUUCCUUAAUGCUCAAUUUACAACGUCAACUGCAGAAAGGCGUUCUUUAAGAUGCGUUGGAUGUCCCACGCCUAGUUGUAGGUGAAUCGGACAUGCCUUAAGUCGCAUCAUUGCUUCUAUAACGUAGUUUACUAGCAGCAGUAGCAGCAAAAUAUUUGACGUCAGCAGCGUCAUCGUACUGGCAGUGAUGAUGAUGAUGAUAACGAUGGUAGCGGUCAUGCCGCUAGCAUUAGCAAAUAGUCAUUUUGGGUGUUCUCAUUUUCAGUAUUUGGCCUCGGCAGACGACGGCGGUGGUUCCGCAACGACAGCAGCAGCAGCAGCAACUGCCGGCAUGGAGACAAUGACUGGAGCCUCUGCAGCAGCCGCUGCAGCAGCGUUGUCUCCACUUCUGUCUGUUGUGGCUCCUGCUGGACCCGCCUCCGCGAACGCAUCUUCUUUUUCAGCGGUGGCUCCCUCAGUGGCCACGAUAGCAACCAUAUCGGUGACAGCUGUAGAUGGAUCAAUUGGUGGAGAUCGCCAGGGGGGUCCGGGUCAGGGAGGGACUAAGCCGGAGCCGCGAGUCCUUGGUGGACGCGAAAUCGUCGAUCAACGUGGAAAAACGCGACUCGUUGGACCUUUUUAUUGCAGCGUUUGCCAUAAACAAUUUCCUCACAAGAGCCUGACGGAAAUACAUCUGCAGUGCCACAUGGAAAAAAGAUUACCCUGUCCAUUUUGCGACAAGAUGUUUAAGAACAAAUACGUGCUGAAAUAUCACGUUGAGGGAGCGCACAACCAAACACUGGGAGAUCCCAGUCCUCAGUUAAGGCGGCGCCUCGAAAAGCGCUCCUUAAACGCCGUCUCUUGCUUUUGCGGUCUCACCUUUGAGACGAUGAACAGCUAUAACGAGCAUAUGCGGACUCACCAACAUCAUCCUAGCCAUAACGGAAGCAACAGUCACAAUCACCGAGCUUCAAUACAGCAACAGAGUCACCAUCAGGCUGUAACCUGUCAUCCGUGUCCAAUGUGCAAAGAAAGUUUCGCCAAUUUAUAUCAACUGGUUAAGCAUAUGGAAGUCCACAAUAACAACCGACCUGCGUUAUCGCCAGAACCAGCUGUUCCUGCAAAAAAAAUUCGUCUGCUUGGUGGCGCUACACUUCAGAUUACUCCGAUAGCUACAUCAACUCCGCAAACGACGGCAACAACGCUUACAUCGAUGCUCACACCAACUGUACCGCCACUGUCAUUGGUUUUACCUAAAUCGCCAGUCCAAAAAGCAGCCGGUAAAACUUCACCAAAGGUGGUUAUUGCCAAGGCAGUAGCUAAACCAUCGUCUUUGCUUCCAACGGCAACGAAACAGUUCGAGUGUGAAAUGUGUGGAGAGACAUUUACCCAAUUGCCUCUUUACCGUGGCCAUCUGCAGAACGCCCAUCAGCUGUACCUGAUCUGCCUUGAAUGUCACCAGGUGGCAGGCGACGUAGCUGAGAUGACACGGCAUAUGGAAAUCGUCCAUCCGCAUCUGACAGCGCAUCCCUGCCCCGUGUGUGGGCGAUGCUUCACCGAUGAAGAGGGAGCUCGAAACCAUCUCGAAGCGCACAAAAAUGGGCUUGCAGAUUUCAGUGGAUGCUUCCAAUGUGCGUAUUGCGAGGCAUUAUACGAUUCGGAGCGUGAAUGUGCCUUGCACGAAGCUACACAUCCGCCUAACGCCAGGACUUUCCUUAGCUAGUACAGAUGUUUAGCUAUCGAACGUAGUCGAUCUUCACAACAUAGUGAAACCUCACAACGUAGUCGGUUUUCCCAAAGAAAGGACGCCUCUUCUACAGGGAGAAUUUAGAAAGGAUAAGAAUGAAUCGAUAGCUUAUUUCAACACAUAGCUAUGGUAAUUACUAUACGUUUGUCUAAACUAUCGAGACUGCACCGUCAAAGACAGUGAUGAACUUGUACAGACGGGAGGCCUGUAGCUGCAAAGCUGGUAUCAGUGCUCUCGUCUAAGGUCCCUGAUGUUAAUAGCCUGUGGAUCUGUUGUGAAGAUACACAAGUAAUUAUUCCAAAAUAACGGUACAGUAUACGGACUUAAAUUUGUUCUGCCUGAUUCUCUCAGUGUGAGAGGUCAUACUGAGAAUUAAGAUUUUAUUGUACUGUGUACGGUAUAUAUAAUACAGAUAUACUUUCAACGGGCUUUACUUUACUACAUUAGUGUUUUAAAUGUGGAAUAUUACUACCCGUUUUUCCGAUGAUAAAUAUUCGGUGAAGAAAAAUAUGAGCUUUCUAAUAAUUUACCAACAGCUAACGCACCCACUGACCCAUAAGUAUACAGAUGAAGUAUGAUGCCGCCCAAUUGACUUACUAAUUUAUUAUUAUUAUUUUCUUACCACUAUUUAAGCUAACGUAACCUCCACUAUCUUUGUCGGUUUUACUGGACUAUUAGUUCGUCUUGUAUUUCUCGUAUCUCUGAGUGCUGCGAACCUCACGCAUCGAAGUUCACUAAUUUCCUCUGCUCUCCUUUUUAUUCUACUUGGCUACUUUUUAUGAGAAUACAGCUAACAAUAAUUGAACUAAGAUCUCGGGCGAUGGAAAAGUGCUUUGGCUGGAAGGUCUGCACUUCACAAGACGUGGAUUACAGAUGAAAAUAAGGUUUAGGUCAUAAAAGAAAUAUAUGAGGAAGAUUAGUAGUGUAGCAAAACGUGAAUACAAGU